AUGGCCACUGCAGAUCCUCUAGCCCAACCAGAGCUGCCUAGAGCUUCGGCAGGCAAUAUCUCACCGGAGUUUGAUCCUAAGAAAGUCACAGUCGUAUACAUCCUGGGUGGCCCCGGCUCUGGAAAAGGAACACAGUCUGCCAACCUAGUCCGCGACUACGGCUUCGUCCACCUCUCUGCUGGCGAUUUAUUGCGAGAAGAGCAGAACACUGAAGGUAGCCAAUAUGGAGAACUGAUCAAAAACUACAUCAAAGACGGCUUGAUCGUUCCGAUGGAGAUCACCGUCAAACUACUUGAAAACGCCAUCCGUGCCAGUCUAGACAAGAGUGGUAGUGACACGGGCAAAUUCUUGAUUGAUGGGUUUCCACGAAAAUUAGAUCAGGCCAUCUUUUUCGAAGAAUCUGUCUGUCCUUCGAAAUGCACCAUCUUUCUCGACUGCCCCGAGGAUGUCAUGAGGGAACGUUUACUGAACCGGGGAAAGACAAGCGGCAGAAUCGACGAUAAUGAGGAGAGUAUCGUCAAGCGGUUUCGGACAUUUCUGGAGACAAGUAUGCCCGUGGUGGAUAUGUUCGAGAAGGAAGGCAGAGUCAUCAACGUCUCCGCCACCGGUUCAGUCGGCGACGUAUACGAGAAUAUUGUCAAGGGCUUGGCAGACAAGAACAUUUCUCCCGCCUAG
This is a messenger RNA of Exophiala aquamarina CBS 119918, 675 nucleotides long. Its product is annotated as cytidylate kinase. Gene Ontology annotation, biological process: CDP biosynthetic process; 'de novo' pyrimidine nucleobase biosynthetic process; UDP biosynthetic process. The record is from RefSeq and is a predicted model, not a curated record. Lineage: Eukaryota; Fungi; Ascomycota; Eurotiomycetes; Chaetothyriales; Herpotrichiellaceae. Gene Ontology annotation, molecular function: ATP binding; UMP kinase activity. The coding region runs from base 1 to 675 and encodes 224 amino acids. The transcript has a single exon. Gene Ontology annotation, cellular component: cytoplasm; nucleus.